UCAGCGAGAAGACGCAGGAGCUUGGAAAAUUGAUUCCGGGGGGGAACAGAAUGAACACUGCUGAGAUGUUUCAGGCUGCAUUUAAGUAUGUUAAGUUCCUGCAGGCUCAAGUUGGGAUUCUUAGUCUUAUUAUGGGAUCGACGCAGGCUGAUGGAGAUGGUUCGAUGGAGGUGGCGGGAGAUAUUGAAGUGCUGCUGAAAUCACAAGUUGUGCAAGAGAAGUUGUUGGGUGAGGGGAAAUGUAUAGUUCCAAAGGAAAUGGUUGAUGCAUUGACUAAGGAUACUGAGGUCAGAUCAAGCCCUUUUAUCUCCAGGGAUCUUAAUCGCUUUGCUGGGGAAUUAAAUGAAAAUUGAAGUGAAGCAGUGUACAUGUGAUCAAUCUCAUACAGUUUUUUUGUUGUAUGAUUGGUCAAUAGGUAGACAGUAGGUAGAUAUAGAUCGAUCGUUUUUAUUCUCAAGUGAUAGAUAGGUUUAUUUAUUUCUUUUGUAGUCUUUUAAUAUUAGUUUUCAAUAGUUUGUCAAGAUAGGCUCUAACCCAAGUAUAUUCCAAGGCGAUUUUAA
Molecule: messenger RNA, 560 nt
Organism: Asparagus officinalis (garden asparagus)
Lineage: Eukaryota; Viridiplantae; Streptophyta; Magnoliopsida; Asparagales; Asparagaceae
Product: transcription factor bHLH53-like
Exons: 2
Coding region: 51-353 (100 amino acids)
Source: RefSeq, a predicted model, not a curated record